AUGGCACGACCCAGAGACAGUGGCGCGGUCGUGUAUACUCCGUUGUCGGCACCUGAUAACGCUCACAGCCAGACCCAAGAUGAGUCCACAGUUGCAAAAGAACAUAUAUCUAUAUGGACCCGGCUCGGAACCGUUCACAUCCUUGUUUUGUGUCUCGGCUCGAUCUUGCUGAUCUUACCAGUCCUACCUUUGGCCUGGCUUUGGGCCGAGUCCACGGCAGCAGCCGCAGGGCAAGUACCAAGCACCGCUUGGGUCACGAUCACCAGAGCAAACUGGACCACGCGGAUUGUCACUAUCUGCACGGCCAUUCUACGUAUAGUGGUUACGACCCAGGCUAGCGUGAUGACUGCGAUGUUUGCCGGCAUUAUCAUAGAGCGCGUCGGGACUCCCCUAGUGGACGGGCCAUUUUAUUCCACUACGCGCGCUCUAAGUGGGAGCCCGAGUAAUUUGCUAUUGAACCCGAGCCUACCGUUGCGCAAAACCGGUCUUUCGGCCGUGGUAUUUACUCUCAUUGUCUUAGAAGUGUCGAUGACUAUCGCUAUACAGUUUCUCUCCACCCUUCUCGUGGCUGACUUCGGGAAUGGCGUAUUUACUAGACCUAGUAAUACGACUAAUGUCCGGAUCUUGAAUCAUUACCAAAGGACAACUAACCAGGCCUGGUGGUCAAUGCGACCGACGGCUAGUUGGACGUUUGCUGAGCGAUGGGAACCGUCUGUAACUGGGCCCAAGUACGAUGAUACAGGUCACACGUACCGCGCCUUCUUACCCUAUCUAGACGAGGCGCAGCGGACAUCGAUACGCUAUUUCCGGGGCCCAGCCACAAUCGUCGAUCAACGGGUUGUCUGUGUACAACCUACACUCCGUGACCUUCGCCUCGACGCGCUCGGCACAGCCUUCCCACUUCUUACGGGACAGAUUGCCAUCGCUAAUAACACGUAUCCAAUGUUACAGAGGACGGAGAGUCAACCUUACCUCCCGUUUGCGUGCGCAAUGGCCGACCCGAGGUCGAUCGCUACCCGGGUUCAAGAACAGACGACCUUAUGUUGGCCGAACAAUGGCGUGGACUGGGAUGUUUCGGCGGAAAGCCUCCUGGUGCCACGCUUAGACGCCGUCAACGACUCAUCAUUGGACGCCUAUGUGGAUGCACCCGCGAUGUUUAUGCUUCUAGACACCGUCUCCCCGGCGGCCAUCCGACGCGGCACCAUGCAAGAAGUCCACAGCGUUAACAACAAUGACACUACCAGUAGUCCCUGGGUGAUGGUCGGAAACGGGAUAGAUGCCCCUGCGGUGCGGGUGACGGCCUGCAUGACUAGUCUUGAUGUGGAUACGUUUACCGCGGAACUGGACAGAAAAUGGGAAGUGUCGGAGCCCGCCAUGUCCUGGAACCGCACUACGGAGCGCUACAACACUACAACUUUGCUUACACAGCUGGGUGCGGUCCUGCCCCGCCAGCAACUAGACCACCGGGGCGUGCUCGCUCUCUCUCCCCGCUCGGACUGGCAACCUUUCUCCAGUUCAGGGAAUGUCUCCGCUAUCCAGCACUACGUCGUGAAUACCCAGAUCUUGGCGAAUGCCUUCGUCAACGGCCUGGAUAAAUCACAAAGUAAGGAUAUAGAUGUCGCACCGGAGAAUCGCAAACAGAGAGUCAACGCGGGCUUCUCUCUCUCCCGGGGGUCAAUGAUAGGCGCCAUAGCGCACGAUGCGCAUAUCGAUUUAUUCCAGGGAAUGCUGAACCAGACGCAGAGCCCUGCCAUGGCCCUACAAGCACUUCUCACACGCAUCUUCCAGAUGGCCUAUUACGAUUCGCUCCUGCGAAUCGACGAGAGUAAGGCUGCCGAGGCCGCUUUCUCGGACGCGGCGAUAUUUCCUACUCAAUGGACGGGAUUCGGGGUAGGGAUGGGGUUGUUGCUGGCCCACUGGGUGGUAGUGGCCAUCGUCGUGGGGCUGUUUGCACGAUACACGCGCCAUUCUUUGCUAGGGAAUCAUUGGCAGGCGGUUUCACAGGUGUACUCGGAGGACACGGCGGCGAUUCUGGAGAAGGUGGAUCGGAUGAAGGACCGGGAUGUCAAGCGUUGGCUUAAGGGCAAAGGGCACGGUGGAAAACUAUAUAGCUUUGCGCGCGAUGAAGGGGAGGGGCGCGUGGCACUGAGGGUAAACCGUCUGGAUAAACCCUUCAAAGUGCGGACGGUCGCGUAUGGGUACUAUGUAUGCACCUGUGCAGGACGUCUCAUAUAUAUACACCCAUAG
Molecule: messenger RNA, 2247 nt
Organism: Penicillium griseofulvum
Lineage: Eukaryota; Fungi; Ascomycota; Eurotiomycetes; Eurotiales; Aspergillaceae
Exons: 1
Coding region: 1-2247 (748 amino acids)
Source: RefSeq, a predicted model, not a curated record